This is a messenger RNA of Caenorhabditis briggsae, 99 nucleotides long. The record is from RefSeq and is a predicted model, not a curated record. The coding region runs from base 1 to 99 and encodes 32 amino acids. Lineage: Eukaryota; Metazoa; Nematoda; Chromadorea; Rhabditida; Rhabditidae. The transcript has 2 exons.
AUGCCACCAAAAAGAGAUCAACAAGUCGCGAAUCCGACUCCAACGCAAGUUCCAGCCAAUGCGUGUUCAUUAGAGCGCAUUUGCUACAAAAAAUUUUAA